Messenger RNA from Cuscuta campestris, 4908 nucleotides. NCBI's taxonomy places the organism in Eukaryota, Viridiplantae, Streptophyta, Magnoliopsida, Solanales, Convolvulaceae. The record is from the annotation of a GenBank genome assembly.
CACCAAAUGGGACACUGCCUGCCACUUGUCAUCAAACCUUCGGUCAAGUUGUCACACCGGGGACACCGAGAACUCCACAUAAAGCAGUCUACUACUCCAGCCCACACAAACCCGGGCUCUGAUACGACAUGUUGGGAUCGCGCGUACCCUCACCCAAAAUUUGCAUUAGUAUGAUAUUGUUCGUUUUGGGCAAAGCUUUCACAGAUUAGUUUUUGGUCACCUCCCAAAAGCCUCAUAUAUACUAAUGCCAAACCAUCUUGUACCGCCGCUAACACCAAACGGGACACAGCUGCCUGGCGACCACUUGUCAGGAAGACUUUCGACACAAUGCAUCUCCUGCAAACCUUCGGUCAGUCGUACAUAGUGUACUUGGGAGGACAUUCCCAUGGUGCGGAGGUAACCACAGAAGAUCUUGGUCGUGUGACCCACGCACAUCAUCAAUUCCUUGCCUCCUUCUUGGGGAGUGAUGAGAAGGCUAAGGAUGCCAUGAUCUACUCCUACAAAAGACAUAUCAACGGCUUUGCAGCUCUCCUAGAAGAACACGAAGCCGCUGAGAUUUCCAAGCAUCCGGAGGUGGUGUCACUAUUCUUGGAUAACAAGAGAAAGCUUCACACUACACAUUCAUGGGAGUUUAUGAACAUGGAGAAGAAUGGUGUGGUCCAUUCUGAUUCUCUCUGGAAUAAGGCCAUGUUUGGCAAAGACGUUAUCAUUGCAAAUCUUGAUACAGGUGUGAAGUUAAUAGGAGCAAAGUACUUCAACAAAGGGUUUCUAGCAGAUAAGCGCAACAACUUGAGCGACUACAUGAACACCCCAAGAGACUUCGAGGGCCACGGCACCCACACCCUCUCCACCGCCGGCGGCGCCUUCGUCCCCGGCGCCAAUGUGUUCGGCGUCGGGAACGGCACCGCGAAGGGCGGCUCCCCGGCCGCCCGGGUGGCGGCGUACAAGGUGUGCUGGCCAGCCAAGGAAGGCGGGUGCUACGACUCCGACAUCAUCAAGGCCAUAGACGCCGCCAUCCACGACGGCGUCGACGUCAUCUCGAUGUCCCUUGGCGGCGACCCGGGGGACUACUUUGUUGACGGGAUCGCCGUCUCCACCUUCCAUGCCGUCCGCAGGGGCGUGGCCGUCGUUUGCUCCGCCGGAAACAGCGGGCCCGGUGCCGGGACCGUGUCCAACGUGGCACCGUGGAUUAUCACCGUCGGCGCGAGCACUCUUGACAGAGAGUUCCAAGCUAACGUUUACCUCAAAAAUGGUUUGUUUAUCAAGGGAACAAGCAUUUCCUCAGCAAUGCCGCAGAAGUGGUAUCCACUGAUCAAUUCAGCUGACGCUAAAGCUCCCAAUUCGACCGCACAAAACGCGACGCUGUGCAUGCCGGGAAGCAUCGAUCCAAACAAGGCUCAGGGGAAGAUACUGGUGUGCACCCGGGGAGUCAACGCCCGGGUUGAGAAAGGGCAGGUGGCGGCCGCCGCCGGAGCCGCCGGGAUGAUUCUCUGCAACGACGAGGCCAGCGCCAAUGACGUCAUCGCUGACGCCCACCUCUUGCCCGCCACUCAAAUCACCUACCUCGACGGUCUCAAGCUCCUCCGCUACCUCGCCAAUUCCACGGAUCCGCGAGGGUAUAUUACGCCCUCGAAGGCGGUGCUGCCGACCAAACCGGCUCCCGUCAUGGCCGCGUUCUCAUCGAGGGGUCCAAACAGUGUCACUCCAGAAAUCCUAAAGCCUGAUAUAAUUGCACCAGGGGUGAACAUAAUAGCGGCAUACUCACAAGGAGUAAGCCCGACCGGUCAAGCUUUCGACACCCGUAGGGUCCCAUUCAACGUUGACUCGGGGACUUCCAUGUCUUGUCCCCACGUUAGCGGCAUUGUCGGCCUCCUCCGCAGCCUCCACCCUCACUGGAGCCCCGCCGCCAUCAGAUCCGCCCUCGCCACCACCGCGCGAGUGAGAGACAAUACGGGGAGGCAAGUGAAGGACGCGGACUACGUGGACGCGACCCCAUUCGACUACGGGGCGGGCCACGUCCGGCCGAACCGGGCGAUGGACCCCGGUCUGGUCUACGACCUGACCGAGACCGACUACCUCAACUUCCUCUGCGCGAGCGGCUACAACCACACGGCCAUGAAGCAGUUCUCCGGCGGGUCCCGCUACUUGUGCCCCACCAAUCUCGACCUCCUGAGCUUCAACUACCCAUCCAUCUCCGUUCCCGCCCUCUCCGGUCCGGUCACGGUCAUCCGGACCGUCAAGAACGUCGGGGAACCCGGGAACUACACCGCCCGGAUACGCCAGCCGAGAGGCGUGGCCGUGUCGGUGGAGCCUCAGGUCAUGCAGUUCAAGAAACACGGCGAGGAGCUGAGGUUCAAGGUCACUUUGGAGCCUACGAAGAAAGUCGAGGGUCCCGUCUUCGGCAUGCUACGAUGGUCCGAUGGGGUCCACUACGUUAGAAGUCCUAUUGUUGUGGAAAAUAUGCCAUUAGUCGUUACGCUCUGCCCACACGCACUCUCAUACUCCGUCUCCGUUACGCACACGCGCUACCCCGAGGUGGCCGCGAAAGAGGUUUUCCGGCAAGCGGGUCGAUCGCAACUCACAGAGCAGUCUUUGGUUUGUGGCUGUCUGGCUGAUCGCUUCUCCGAUUGGCUAUGCUCUUCAUCCUUCGUCGCUGCAACGGUUCUCAGAAGAGAAGAAAAGAUUAAAUCUUCCAGAUUUUUUUUCAGAGGUUUCGGAGCAGAGAAGAUGAGGCUGAGGAAACCGGUGCUGUUAUCGUUGUUGCUGGUGACCGUUCUCGCCCCCAUUUUGCUCUACACCAACACUGGAUUCACUUCCACUCCAAGAGAUGAAUUUGUUGAGGAAGUUUCUGCUUUUACAUUGGGUGGUGAAAUCAGGCCUUUAAAUAUGCUACCUCAGGAUACCAAUGAACCAUUGGGCGUAGUCUAUUCUAAAACUUCCAUACUAUCCCAUUCCAGAACCUUGCACAGCAGGAGUGAAAAUGGCAGUAAGACGAGACGCCUCACUGAAGAAUUACUAGAAAACAGAAGGAGCAAUGUUCAGGAAACUGAGAAAGCUGACAUUGAUGACCCCAUAAGACAGGCGACUGAAGAAGGGCUCAAUACCCAUAAGGGACGUGAAAAGGCAGUGAAAGAGGAAUCAGCUGUGGAAGUUAAAAGUACCGAUAAGAUUACUGCCGUGGAACCUGACCACAAAUCUCAUAAUUCCUCUACAACAGUGGAAAAAGUACAUGGUCAGGGGACUCUUCAAAAGUUUAGAACCAAUCACACGAGUAGCAAAAAUGAGAAACAGAGAGAACAGAAAGUAUUUACAGAUGCUCGUAUCCACCAGCUUAGGGAUCAACUCAUAAGGGCAAGGGUAUAUCUUUCACUGUCUGCAACAAGAAGUAACCCUCAUUUUGUAAGAGAACUCCGUUUGAGGAUGAAGGAAGUUGAGCGAGCACUUGGAGAAGCGACAACAGAUUCCGAGCUACCAAGAAACGCAAAUGUCAGGAUGAAGGCAAUGGAGCAAACAUUGGCUAAAGCAAAACAAAAUCAUGAUGACUGUGUCGCUUUUAUUAAGAAGUUGCGUGCUAUGCUUCACUCAACUGAAGAGCAACUUCAGGCACAAAAGAAGCAAGCUAUGUUUUUAACCCAUCUUACAGCGAAAACGCUUCCUAAGGGUCUCCACUGCCUUCCUUUACGUCUUUCAACGGAAUAUUUCAAGUUAAAUUCCUCUCAACGGCAUUUCCUGAAUGAAGAGAAAUUAGAAAAUCCCAAGCUAUAUCACUAUGCCAUCUUCUCAGAUAACAUAUUAGCAACAGCUGUUGUUGUAAACUCAACUGUUUCCCAUGCCAAGGAUCCUUCAGAGCAUGUUUUCCACAUAGUCACUGACAAGCUUAAUUUUGCUUCUAUGAGAAUGUGGUUUUUGAUAAACCCACCACAGAAUGCUACAAUAGAAGUUCAGAAUGUGGAGGACUUCGCGUGGUUAAAUUCAAGUUACAGUCCGGUUCUCAAGCAAAUGGGCACUCCUUCCAUGAUUAAUUAUUACUUCAAGGCUCGUAAUGCAGAUACUGAUUCAAACAUGAAGUAUAGAAAUCCAAAGUACCUCUCAAUCAUGAAUCAUCUUCGUUUUUACAUACCCGAUAUUUUUCCUAAACUGAACAAAGUUCUAUUUUUGGAUGAUGAUAUAGUUGUUCAAAAGGAUCUUACUGCCCUUUGGUCUCUUAAUAUGAAAGGUAAAGUUGUUGGUGUGGUUGAGACGUGUGGAGAAAGUUUCCAUCGUUUUGAUCGGUAUCUCAACUUCUCAAAUCCUAUGAUUUCCCAAAAGUUUGACCCUCAUGCCUGUGGUUGGGCUUUUGGAAUGAAUAUAUUUGAAUUGAGUGAAUGGAAAAGGAGAAAUAUCACUGAGGUGUAUCAUUCCUGGCAGACCUUGAAUAACAACAGACAAUUGUGGAAGUUGGGAACCCUCCCGCCCGGUUUGAUUACCUUUUGGAAUCAUACAUAUGCUCUUGAUCGAUCGUGGCAUGUCUUGGGCCUCGGCUACAACCCAAAUGUAAGUCUGAAAGAGAUUGAAAGAGCUGCAGUCAUACAUUACAAUGGCAACUUGAAGCCAUGGCUUGAGAUUAGCAUCCCAAAGUUCCAAAAUUACUGGUCAAGAUUUAUUGAUUAUGAUCACGAAUUUUUGCGGGAGUGCAACAUUAAUUCUUUAAGCAGCAAUUGAAAUGCCUAAUUCAUAGUUCCAAUCUCAACUGCUGCCACAUCUUAGCUCUCAGAGAAUCACCAUAAGGAUUAAGGAGGGACGUCCUUUGGGAUACCAACAGUCUGUCGGCCACACUAUUUGGUCAAACAGACGCUCAAAGCAACACUAUGGUAACUUAAAAGGAAUUUGAAGGGUGUACGAAGGUCAAAAGAAAUCUUGACACAAAUU